AUGCCGCGAGGAUUCAACCCUGAGGCUUUGGGAUUUGCGAGUCUGAGGGACGCGCUGGAGAGCAUGAAGGAUCUCGCACAGUUGGAGGCGUUUCCUGGAGGGUUCGUGCUGGUCUUUGCCUCUGAUGAGCUGAAAGGCGCAAACUUAGAAGGGUGUUCGUCGCCUCUUGCCAGGGCUGUAUCUGCCUCACCCUCUGCUGCCAGAUCAACCACCUCCUCUGAUCCGGUGUCUUCUGCACUUCCUUCUCCAAAUCCAAGAUUUUCUUCUCAGCUAGCCGCUGCUGGUUCUACUACUGCUGCAUCUAGUGGCUGCACACCCAGCAGUGCUCUUUACCCGUCCACGCCCACUACUCCACGUGCCUCACCUCCCCCUGUCCCCAAGCCCCGACCCGAAGGUUAUCGCCGCUUCGACAUCAGCUGGGGCGGCGAAUCCUCGUCACCGUUCUCCCCACGCUCCUCCCCACACUCCUCUUCCCUUCGCUACAGAGAGCCACCCUCUUCAGAGAGGAAACCCGUGAAGGAGAGUGCCCUGGGGCCCUCGUUCUCUUCACCCCUGAGCCCCUUCACAAGCCUGCCCUCACCUCGUUCACUCGAUGCAUCACCGUCUCCCCGACCACUUGGAGCAUUCAAAGCACAUCAGAGGAGGCCAUCUGGGCUGGGAGAGGAGGAACAGUUUUGGAUCAAGGGAGGGAACCAGCCUUGGGAUGAGGGUAGGGGUUGGGGCGAAGGGAAAGAAUGGGGCAUGGGUGGUGGGUUGCGGGAGGAAGUUGCUGCACUGGGGUCUCCUUUUGGUAGCAAAUGGCGCACAGAGGGGAGGUGGAGGGAGGUGAGGGAAGUGAGAGAUGUUCGUGAGGUGAAGGAAGUGGAGGAGGUGCGAGAAGAGUUGAGGGAUGAGGUGAUCAAGGGGGAACAGGAAGCACCUGGAGCUGUUCGCCCUGAAGCAGGACCCUUCAUGCAGCCAGCCUUGUUCUCCUCCUCUACUGCCACCUCUGAUGCAGCAGGUUCAUCAUCCAUCUUGAAAAACCCAUCGUCUGUGUCAGAUGCAGGUGUCUCAACACUUCGCAGCAGGGCAGUGCCACCGCCGCGCCUUGAGCUUCCACUUGCAACUGUUGCUGCAGAAAGCGUGACAGAAGGCAGCAAAGGUAACCUCACAGAGAGCAACAGGCCGGCCAAGGCAUCAGCGCCUGCAAAAGGCAGAGCAGCAGAUGGGGGAAAGGCCAGAGCGAUUCACAAGGCAGAGCUGAUGAGGAGUGAUUUGAGGCAACUGCUGCAAGAGGUACUGUCAAAGCCAGGGGUGCACAAGACAGGAUACCAGCUCGCGUUCCUCAAGGGUGCUUUCCUGCAGAAGUACGCGUACCCCCUGGAUCACACUGUGCUGGGCUACCCCAAGCUAAAGGCGCUGCUGCUGAGCAUGGAGGAUGUUGUCCAUGUGGCGGCUGCUCCUGGGGGUCAUGGGGUGCUCUUUCCUGCCAAAUCUGCUAAAUCUCUCCAGUCUCCUGCAGCUGCAUCACCAUCCGCAUUGUUGUCAUCACCAACAUCUUCAGCUGCAGCGGCAGCGGCAUCAGCAGCAGUGUCAGCAUCGUCAAGGCGAGCCUAUAGCAAGGCGACAGAAGCAGGGGUUCAGACUGCUGAUGUGGCAGUGAAGGAGGUGGUGAAAGCUGCCACGCACUGGCAGGUGAAGGCGCAGCAUGGUGGUGAGGGGAAAGAGGCUGCAACCUCAGCUGCACCCCCAGCUGCACUCUCAGCUGCGCCCUCCCCUACUGCACCUGUAUCAAGCCCUCUGUCGGCUUGUUUUCCUGAAGAUGAGCACUCAAUGUCAGCUCCAGACCCUGGUAGCCUGGUGCAUGAACAACCCAUGGAGGUGUCACCCGUUGUGGUGGAGGGCACGGAAGAAUUGGAUGAAGGGGAAGGGUCACCGGAAGUUGUGGCUCUGGUGUUGGCUAGUUUAGAACUGAAGCGGGAGGGUUCUGCUCCUGUAGCACCACAUGCCGAUGAGGAUGACGUUGAUGCCAGGGAAAGGGCGAUGGAGGCUGUCUCUCCAGACACAGCAGAGCGGCUCGUACCGUGCGCCAAUGCUGCCAAAUCACCCGAGCCUGGCGCGCGAGAGAGCAUUCAGAGCAUGUGGGACGAAGAGCUCAGCCGCGCGAAAUGCGCCGUGCAUGGCGGAGACUGUCAGGGAGGGAACGACGGGUGCGCUCCAGCACUCAAGGAGCUUAGCGGAGGGGGGGCCUCCGGGGAUGCUUUGGCUGGUCGAGGUGGCAGUGUGGGAGUGCCACGUGGCGUUCAGCAGCUGUUAAACGGGGCCUUUUCUGCCAUACCUAUCUUGUCCUUCCCACUUCCGCCAGGUGGAGAAGUCGUCGAGAUUUCAUCUGACACGUCCAUUCUCGAAGCCGUGCGCAUCCUGUCCGUCCAUCGCAUUCUCUCUGCGCCAGUCCGCAACGCCAGGCUCACAGGCGCAGCUCCAGGGACAGGGCCACGUGGGGCAGGCGGGGGAGGGGUAGAGGGAGGAGGGGGAACAGGUGGAGCAGGAGGGUCAGGAUUGGGGUUAGAAUCCGACAUGGCGUGGUCUGAUCGGUACCUAGGAAUGGUAGACUAUGCAGGUGUCAUGAUGUGGGUGUUGCAGCAGGCUGACCUGGCAGCUGCCACGCUGGCAGCAGGCACCGCGGCGUUGACAGGUGCCGGCGUGGGAGUGGUGGGGGCGCUAGGAGCAGCAGCGUUGGGGGUGGGAGGCGCACCGCUGGCAGUGACUGGCGUGGCGGCAGCAGCAGUGGGGGCGGCGGUGGCAGGGGGGUUGAGGGAGAGGAGGAAGUGGGGUGGAGGGAGAGGGGGCGGCGCUGCUGCUGCUGCCGAUUCUCUUGGUGUGGAAUUUUUCCACAUGAUCACUGAAAAUGAGCCUUUUAAGUCAGCUACAGUGGCUGACAUCACACGCAGCUACCGCUGGGCGCCCUUCCUCCCAUUGCAGCCGACCGACUCGAUGCUCACGCUGCUGCUGUUGCUCUCGCGCUUCCGCAUGCGCUCUGUGCCAGUUGUCGCCCUCGGAUUGGCCCCUCCGGCCCCUCGCCUGCACAACCUGAUCACACAGUCUGCCGUGGUUCGUGGCCUUGCGAGUUGUCGUGGAUUUGACUGGUUUGAUGUGAUUGCAGACAAGCCUCUUAUGGCUCUGGGCCUGCCGCUUGUGGGGGAGAAGGAGGUGGUGUCAGUGGAUGCGGGUGCGUUGGUGCUGGAGGCGUUUCUUCUCAUGAAAGAGAAAGGGGUUGGGGGUGUGCCGGUAACCGAGGGUCCAGAUUGCAUCCUGUACGCCAACAUCAGUGCAAGGGACGUGGGACUAUUGCUGCUGCACCCAGACAUGUUCCAUUCCAGGAGCCACUUGACCGUGCGGGACUUUGUUGACCGCUGCCUCGCCCUGCAAGCAGCAGAGCUGCACGUCCCACCUUCCUCCCUCGCAGCAGCUGACCUCUCUGCAACCACCAGCACUGCUCCCACCCCUACAUAUGCCACAGGGGCUGUCAGCGGCACCACCAUUACCACCACUAUACCACCUGCCGGCCCCACCAGUAGCACCAUUGGCAAAGCGGGCAGCAACACCAGUGACAGUGUUAGCGGCGACAGCUACAGUACAGUGGGGUCGAUGCGCCCAGCUGUUUCCUGCCGACGCACAGACAGCCUCGUGUCUGUGAUAGAGACGCUGGCAGGGAAGGGCAUUCACCGCAUGUAUGUUACUGACGACCACGGCCGGCUGCAGGGUGUGGUUACAUUACGCGACAUCAUUUCCCGGUUCGUUACGGAGCCAGAAGGGUAUUUUGAUAACUUUCUUGGGGAUAUGGCCCGAGCUUGGGAGUAA
This is a messenger RNA of Closterium sp. Naga37s-1, 3840 nucleotides long. Lineage: Eukaryota; Viridiplantae; Streptophyta; Zygnematophyceae; Desmidiales; Closteriaceae. The record is from the annotation of a GenBank genome assembly.